Cylas formicarius (sweet potato weevil) is the source of this 2702-nucleotide messenger RNA. RefSeq names its product protein scabrous. The record is from RefSeq and is a predicted model, not a curated record. NCBI's taxonomy places the organism in Eukaryota, Metazoa, Arthropoda, Insecta, Coleoptera, Brentidae. The coding region runs from base 21 to 1832 and encodes 603 amino acids. The transcript has 3 exons.
UCGAGAACGCGAGAUCAAAGAUGCGCCUUCUAGCGAUAUUGGUGGCGUGCGCGAGUCUGAACGCUGUCCGUGUACAGGGCGUUCCGAAAGAUGACGAACUGAUAGUGUUGAGUAAGCAGGUGAAAGCGCUAGUCGAGCGCCGCACCGAAGACCUGCGGAACAUCGAGGAGAACGUGAGGAAGAUCGUCUUCAAAGGGCCCGAGGUCGAGGAGCUGCGGGACCAGGUGAACAGUCUGAGGUUGGAGAUCGACCAGUUGCGUUCUGGCUCGGCUCCCCAGGUCCCAACACAAACGACAAACGAGAAGCUGACCACCAAAUGGCUGUCGGACGCGGUGGCGGAACUCAAGACGGAAGUGGCCGAGUUCCAGGCGUCCCUUAACUCGUCCGCCAUCUUGGAAAACCGCGAGCGGGUCGACGCGCGUCUCGUUCUCUUCGAGACCGACGUUUCGACGCUGAACCGCGAACUUCAGGCGGUACGCAGACAAAACGCCAAGUACCAAGCGGACCUGCUGACGAUGAGGGAGGAGUUCGCCGCCCUCAGGGCCGAAUGGAAGAAGAUGGCGGCCGAAAACGGCGACAUGAGAAACGAGAUCCGCGCCUUGCGAUCCGAGCGACGACCCCUCGCGCCGCCCGUGGACGACGCCCCCCCGCGCGGCCGGCACCACAAAACGGUACGCCGUCACCUGCAGUACCUGGACAAGAGCGCCAGGACCCUGCACAAGGAAAACUACGCUCUCAAGUCGCGCGUGGACCGCCUGGAGCAGACGGUGCCUCUCGCUAACCUCACCGCGCAGAAAAUCGACGUGGACAAGCUGCGCAGUUCGAUGCUCGAACUCCUCGAGAACGUCGAACUGGUCGAGACCAAAUUGGACCGCACGGUUCCGGAAUUUCGCAAGGAAAUCUCCAAGGUGGAGGUGCAGGUGGCGCAAGCGGCUGCGGACGUCGCCGCCGGCGCCGAGGAGCGACGCAACGUCCGGGAGUCGCUCAAAGCGAUCGGAUUCUCCGUCUCGGAGCUGCAGGUCAAAACCUCGGCGGACAGGGAGGAGCUGCGUCGCGUCGCCGAUCACCUGGUGGCGUUGGAGAAGGCGACCGCGACGCAGCACUCUCGCCUCCACGACCACAUCCUCAAGGAGGAGUCCGAGCUGGACGCCGGGAACGCGACCAAGAGCACCGUCAGGCUGGUGGAGGAGUUGAGAUCUUUCGAGAGCGAGUACAAGAGCAUCGUCAACAAGCUGCCGAGGGACUGCGGAUCGGUCGAGGGCCCGUCGGGGGUGUACCUGAUCGCGCCGGGCGACGCGGAACCCAUCUUGGCGCGUUGCGACUCCGGCUGGACCACCGUGCAGAAGAGGUACGACGGUACCGUCAGUUUUAACCGCGACUGGAACGACUACGGUACCGGGUUCGGGUCGGCGACGGGCGAACACUGGCUGGGCAACAGGAACCUGCACCGUCUCACCGUCGACAACUGCUCCGCGCUCCAGGUGAACAUGAAAGACAUCUACGGUGGGUACUGGCAGGCGACGUACUCCGACUUUCGGGUGGCCGGCUACGAGGACGGUUACAGGAUCGCCGUGGGCGGCUACGCGGGGAACGCGAGCGACGCGAUGGACUACCAGAACCGGAUGGAGUUCUCGACGGUGGACAACGACCGCGACAUCUCCAACACGCACUGCGCGAGCAACUACGAAGGCGGAUGGUGGUACUCGCAUUGUCAACACGCGAAUCUCAACGGCAGGUACAACCUGGGGCUGACGUGGUUCGACUCGGCGCGCAACGAGUGGAUAGCGGUCGCGGAGAGCGAGAUGCGAGUGCGACGCAAGGACGCGUGUUGACGUAUACCUGGGGGUCGUCCUCGUGCUACCGUCCAAAGAGUGAUGGAGGGGGGUCGCGUUUCAAGCCAGUCACGAGCCAAAGAUUUAGCCUAGGUUUAGUUUAGGAGUUGCUGUACGUCGCCCGGUUAUUUAUUUGCUAGGGGUAGAUCGCGCGUGAAAUCUGGUCCACCCUCUCAGUUUUGUGAUUAAACGGCUAUUGCCAAUGUUGCACCCAAACCAAUUUUGAGAAAUAUCGGAAAUCGAAAACUCCUUUUUUUAAAUAAUCAUCGAAAUUCCUAACUAAAUGUAUAUUUCAACGUGUCAGUUUCUUUGAACAAAAUCAAUUCAAAGAAAAUAGAUUUUUUGUUUAAAUCUACAAUACAGUCGUCUUGAGAUUAUUAGACGUAAGAUAAGGUCAUAAAAAAUAUGUGGCUUCCAUUAAAAAAAAUAUAUAUAUAUUUCCGAUAUUUUUUUCCAAAUAAUCAUUGAAAUUCCUAGCUAAAUGUGUUAAACGUGUCCAUUUCCAUGAAUAAAAUUACUUAUUUAAAAUUGAAGGAAAAGAGAAAAAUUGAAAAAAAAUAUACACAAUUUGUAAUUAUUCAUCUAAUGCUGAAUACUGAUAAUAUACAGAUAAUAUAAAACAUUUAUGGAUGUGUGAAAUCUGGUGCACCAUGUCUGUGAAAUAAUUUCACUUGGCAUUUUUCAAGUUAUAAUUGAAAUUUAUAAAAUUCACAUUCGCACAACGCUAAUUGUCGAUAAUACGUUUUCCUACUUUUUCAAAAGAGGUUUUAAGCAUUUAAAAAAAAAUUGCUUUAGUAAUUUUUUAUUAUUUAAUAUACAAAUUAUUUUUCCAAAUGGAAAUGUCAAAUCUGAUAUACCAUCUUAGUGAAA